Messenger RNA from Lingula anatina, 3220 nucleotides. RefSeq names its product CCAAT/enhancer-binding protein zeta-like. Gene Ontology annotation, cellular component: nucleus. The record is from RefSeq and is a predicted model, not a curated record. Lineage: Eukaryota; Metazoa; Brachiopoda; Lingulata; Lingulida; Lingulidae.
UUAAUAAAGCAUGGGCAAGAAAAGCAGAAGCACGGUGGAGAAACCCUCCGUUGAUAAAAAAGACGGCUUUCAGCUGCAGGAUAUACUUGAUUUAGGCGGAGAUAAGGAUGACUUGGAGCUUCUUCAAGACGUUGAUGAUGAUGAAGAUGAAGAGGAGGCUUUGGAUGGGAAUGAACACGAUUAUGAAUCAGAACCUGUGAGAAGGGAUGAGGUAAAAGCAUUAAUAGAGGAACUUGGUUUGAAGAAAUACAGAUUCAGAAGUGAAGAAGAUGGAAAUGAUAAAAAAGAGAAAAAGAAAAAACUUUUGGUCAUGCCUGGAUUUGAAGAGCAGAAAGAUGAAGGAAAACCUCCACCUGACACACAGAAGAAAACUAAAAAUAAAUUUAAAGUCCAAGUAGCUGAAGUCAGUAGUACAACACUGAGCCAAUCAGAUGACACAGAAGUGAAGGACUAUAUUAAUUCAUACACACAAAGAAAGUAUUUAUUGGUUAAGCCUGGUGGAAAGUGGUAUGAUAAUCAGUUUGAAAAUGAUCCUGUUGAGUUUGAGGCAGCCUCCAAAGAAACUAUAAAAUGUUUGGAAGAGUUUGCAUCUAGGAUUCUCCAGGAUGAGGUUACCAUGUAUAAUAAACAAAAAGAUGUGAGGAAAGGUUCAGAUGCAAAAUGGAUGAAGACAGUAGUGUCCUCUGGAACAUUGGCCGACAAGAUGGCAGCACUGACCAUACAAAUUCAAGACAGUCCUGUUCAUACUCUCCAGAGUCUUGAUUUGCUGAUCAAUAUGGCAAAGAAGAAAGGCAAAAGAGAAUGCAUGCUGGCAGUAGAUACUUUGAGAGAACUGUUUAUCUCAGAUCUCCUCCCAGAUAGAAAACUGAAACCUUUUGAGCAGCAUCCCUUAAGCCAGCUUGCCUCCCUGACCAGUGGGAACAAGGAUGCGCGGGACAAGAGACUGGUCAUGUGGUACUUUGAGGCUCAGCUCAAGUCCAGAUAUGAGACAGUUGUCAAAGCCUUGGAGCACAUAGGACAUGACACCAUUCCAGUAACAAAAAAGAAAGCUCUUAGUACAGUAUUUGAACUGCUUGUAAACAAACCAGAGCAAGAAAAGGCCCUGUUGUGCUUACUUGUUAACAAGCUAGGGGAUCCUGACUAUAAGAUAGCAGCCAAAGGAGCACAUCUACUGUCUAGACUGGUUGACAGGCAUCCCAACAUGAAGACUGUGAUUGUUUUAGAAGUGGAGAGGCUUUUGUACAGACCCAAUAUAUCUGUCAAAGCUCAAUAUUAUGCUAUAUGUUUUCUGAACCAGCUGAGGUUGAACCAUGACCAGGCACAGCUGGCUGGAAGACUGAUUGGUGUCUACUUCUCCUUCUUCAAGGCAUUUGUUAAGAAAGGAGAAGUUGACAGUAAAAUGUUAAGUGCCUUGUUGACAGGAGUUAAUAGAGCAUACCCGUUUGCUAAAGUGGACAAGACAACCAUUGAGGAACAUGUGGGCACCUUGUACAAGAUAGUUCACAUUGUAAAGUUCAGUACAAGUAUCCAGGCAUUAAUGUUGCUGUAUCAAGUCAUGGAUUCCAGUGACAGUCUUUCGGACAGAUACUACAGUGCUCUCUACAGGAAAAUGGUGGAUCCAGAAUUGAAGACGUCCUCCAAGCAGACUCUGUUUCUCAAUCUGCUGUUCAAAAGCAUGAAGAAGGAUGUGUCUGAUAAAAGAGUUAAGGCUUUUGUAAAAAGACUGCUUCAAGUUUGUCUAUAUCAGACGCCACCAUUCAUCUGUGCUGCAUUAAUUAUACUCUCUGAGAUACUGAAGUUAAAACCACAGGCACUGCAGCUCAGCCACAUGGCAGAGGAAUUAGAUGAGGAUGAAGAGGAACAUUUUCAAGAUGUAAGAGAGGAAGGAGACGAAGGUCAGGAAACCAGUGACAAGACUAAUGAAGAGCCAAGUGAAAAUUCUAUCAGCAAACCAGUAAAGAGCUCUUGGGUCCAUAGGCAAAAUUUGGGAGUGAAGCAGGAGACGGUAGAUUAUGAUCCCCACCAUAGGAAUCCUCUCUACUGUAAAGCUGAUGCUGCCAGUGAAGUGGAACUGAAGCAGCUAGCACAGCACUAUCACCCCUCUGUUGCCUUGUUUGCACAGAAAGUACUGCAAAGAGAAUUGGUGUCGUAUCCAGGGGAUCCUCUCCAGGAUUUUACUCUCAUCAGAUUUCUAGACAGAUUUGUGUUCAGAAAUCCCAAGAAGAAAACAACAGCUGAAGCGACCGGUGGUAUGAUGAACCGUAAGCAGCGGGGAUAUCAACCUCAGGGACUGAAGGCAGUACCAGUGAACAGUGAGAAAUACUUGGAGAAGGGGGAGGAGGGUGUCCCAGUGGAUGAAAAGUUCUUUUAUAGGUAUUUUAGUGAAAAGGCAUCCAAAAAGAAGGAGGUAGAUGAUGAAGAUAGUGAUGCUGAAAGCGUCAGUGAUGAGGAGUUUGAUGACUUUUUAGAUUCUUAUGAGAAACAAUUUGACAUGGACCAAGAUGUAAAGUUUGACUUUGCAGGUGAGUUUGGAAAACAAACAAACAAGAAGAAAAAGAAACCUGAUGAUGAAGAAGAUGAUGAUGAUGAUGAUAUGGAUGAAGAUAUAGAUGAUGAUUUAUCAGAUGAAGAGCCUGAUUUCGGUGAUGAUGACUUCAAGGAUGCAUUUAUUGAUGAAGAUGACUUUGAUGGGGAGGAUGAAGAGAACUCAGAACUAUCUGAAGAUGAAGCUGCCAUAUCAAAAGCAACUGAUCGGAAACAAAAUAAACGACAUUCAGCAGAUGACUUUAUUAGCGGAAAGAGGUCAAAGAGAAAGAAAUCAGAAUUUGACACUUCUGGGCUGUUUGCUGCUGCUGAGGAAUUUGCCCAUCUUAUUGAUGAGAAUGCCAGCUCCAAGUUAGAUCUGAUUAGCACGGAGGCUAUGUCAAACAAAGAUAAUGCAGGUGUGAAGCAGUUGAAGUGGGAGGCAGACAGGGACCGCUGGGUGCAGGGUCGAGACUGGAGGACAAAGAAAAGACAACAGAGAGGUGCAAAACACAGAGGACAGUUUGCUGGAAACAAACCGAAAAAACAACAGUAUAAGGGCAAAAAGAAGUCAAAGAAUAAAAGAUAAUGUUUUAGGCAUCAUCAAUUGCAAAGAAUUGAAUAUAUUUACUGGAGGUAUUCUGCUGGUUCAGUUUUAUAUAAAAAAAGAAACUGCAAUAUUUUAAAGAAUAAGUGA